CUGCGCCUGCUGCGCGGCCCGCGGCGGCCGCGCCGAGCGGCAGUUCCUCAACGAGUGGGCGGCCGAGGUGCCGGCGGGGCGCGACGCCGCCAGGGCCAUCGCCGAGGAGCUGGAGUACGAGCUCGUGGGGCAGAUUGGAUCACUCAAAAAUCACUACCUAUUCAGACAUAAAAACCAUCCAAGGCGGUCUCGAAGAAGUGCCAUUCAUAUCACUAAAAGACUUUCCGAUGAUGAGCGGGUGUCAUGGGCAGAGCAGCAGUAUGAAAAAAAGCGAACUAAGCGCACCACCCUGAGAGACUCAGCAGAAAACCUUUUCAAUGAUCCUAUGUGGAAUCAGCAGUGGUAUCUGCAAGAUACAAGAGUAACUCCAACACUGCCCAAACUGGAUCUCCAUGUUCUCCCUGUGUGGCAAAAAGGGAUCACAGGAAAAGGUGUUGUCAUCACAGUACUGGAUGAUGGCUUGGAGUGGAAUCAUACUGACAUCUAUGAUAACUAUGAUCCAAAGGCAAGUUAUGAUUUCAAUGACAACGAUCAUGAUCCUUUUCCUAGAUAUGAUCCGACAAAUGAAAACAAGCAUGGGACACGGUGUGCAGGAGAAAUUGCCAUGCAAGCCAACAAUAAAAAAUGUGGAGUUGGAGUAGCCUACAAUUCAAAAGUGGGAGGUAUACGUAUGCUGGAUGGAAUAGUCACCGAUGCCAUUGAAGCCAGUUCAAUUGGCUUCAAUCCAGAACACGUGGAUAUUUACAGUGCAAGCUGGGGCCCGAAUGAUGAUGGUAAAACUGUAGAGGGACCUGGCAGACUGGCACAGAAGGCUUUUGAGUAUGGGAUAAAACAGGGCCGAAAUGGAAAAGGCUCCAUUUUUGUAUGGGCUUCUGGAAAUGGAGGCCGUCAGGGUGACAACUGUGACUGUGAUGGUUACACUGAUAGCAUCUACACCAUCUCCAUUAGCAGUGCUUCUCAGCAAGGCCUUUCUCCCUGGUAUGCAGAGAAGUGCUCGUCAACUCUGGCCACAGCGUACAGCAGUGGGGAUUAUACUGACCAAAGAAUUACAAGUGCUGAUCUUCACAAUGAAUGUACAGAGACUCACACUGGGACCUCUGCAUCUGCACCACUGGCAGCAGGAAUUUUUGCUCUCGCUCUCGAAGCAAACCCAAAUCUAACCUGGAGAGAUAUGCAACACUUGGUAGUCUGGACCUCUGAGUAUGAUCCACUGGCUGGCAAUCCAGGAUGGAAAAAGAAUGGAGCUGGGCUCAUGGUAAACAGCCGAUUUGGGUUUGGAUUGCUCAAUGCCAAUGCACUGGUGGAUUUAGCUGAUCCUAAAAGAUGGAAAGGCGUGCCAGAAAAGAAAGAGUGUAUUGUCAAAGACAAAAGCUUUGAACCAAGAUUACUAAGAGCAAAUGGGGAGGUCAUCAUUGAAAUUCCCACAAAAGCCUGUGAAGGUCAAGAAAACUCCAUUGCGUCGCUGGAGCAUGUGCAGCUUGAGGCAACAAUCGAGUAUUCCCGUAGGGGCGACCUGCAUGUCACCCUGGAGUCUCCGUCAGGAACCAGCACUGUCCUACUGGCAGAGAGAGAGAGAGACAAGUCUCCUAAUGGCUUUAAGAACUGGGACUUCAUGUCUGUUCACACAUGGGGAGAGAAUCCAACAGGCACCUGGGUGUUAAGAAUUACUGAUGUGUCCAGAAGAAUACAAAAUGAAGGGAGGAUUGUAAAUUGGAAGCUGAUUUUGCAUGGCACAUCUACCCAGCCUGAACACAUGAAGAAGCCACGUGUGUACACAUCCUACAAUGCUGUGCAAAAUGACAGAAGGGGAGUGGAGAAAAUGACAGACCUUGUAGAGGAUCAUACCACCCCGUGGUACCCGAGUGAAAAUCCCAAAGCCACAGCAGGCACCAGUAGUAGCAGUGACAAAGCAGAAGAUAAAAUUCCAUCGGAGGCCAUGCUGCACUUGCUGCAAAGUGCUUUUAGCAGGCAGAUGGCUCGGAAGCGCCUGCCCGAGAAGACUGCAAGUGAGAAGUUAAAUAUUCCAUACGAACAGUUCUAUCAAGCCCUCGAAAAGUUAAACAAGCCUUUCCAGCUAAAAGACUCAGAAGAAAGUCUGUACAGUGACUACGUUGAUCUUUUUUACAAUGCCAAACCAUACAAGCAUAGAGAUGACAGACUGCUGCAGGCCUUGGUUGAUAUUCUGAAUGAAGGAAACUAAACGAUAGGGUAUGGUGCUGAGUUGGAAAUAUUCAUGCUCCCCACCCCACCUCCACAGUUUUUUUCAGGAGUCUAUCGUAUGCUCUAGUUGUGUGAUUGCUGCUUUGAUUGCUUCAUAUUUAGCACAAAUAUCAGGAAGAGGACAAAAAUAGGUGUGGGAGGAUAAGGCAGUAAACUGAUGCUUUUUAGUAAUAGCUUUUUUCAAAGCCUUUAUUCAUUGCCAUGUGAGUAGACUUGCCCCCUCAGGCAUGAAACACAACAGUAUUCCCCCAGGGAAAACAAAACCCCCAAAACCCUAAUGCUCUAUUUUAAACAUAAAUUUUCAUAUUACUUAUUCUUUCACCCUAUUCCCUUAGCAUGCAGUAAGAUUCAAAACCUGAAUUACUAAACAGUUUUGAAUUGAAAAGCCAAAGCUAUAGGGAGAUACUCUCAUCCCUGGAUUUGUAAUAAAUAUUGCAGUCUUUUUUAUACUUGGCAUUUAUUCAGGAUUUAAGAUUGGCAGCCAGUACUGCUUCUGUCACAGUUUUCUUUUUCUCUUUUUUUUUUGUCCCUUUUCCAAACAAUGCAAUUUCUGUUCUCCAGGAAAGGAACAGCUGUAAAGCUGGAGUUGGAUUGGAGCACGAUAGGAAAAUGCCAACCACUCGUUUACUAUCCAUCCCUGGAAAGCCUUAUUCUAAGCACACAGUAAAGGAGUUAUUUCUGAUGUAAGCUACAGGCAGAUACAUACUAACAUAAAGGAGCCCUGAGUGAGGCAUGCCAGACCUUGGGACAGCAUUCUUGCCACCUAAUUUUAACUGAAGUGCCUGAAUUGUAACUCUAGUCUUUGUAGGCUUAAUGAAGCCAAAGGCUCCUAUAAGUAGCAUUUCAAAGCACUUGGCUAGUUUUUACAGUGGCUCUGAAUUACCUGGUGGACUACCCAUCUAUUUUAUUUUAUUUUUUACUACAGGAGUUUUGAGGGACCAACCUUUUAUCUAUGGAAGCUCAGUUAGGUUUCUAAAGUAAAGUAAUAAAAAAAUCUCCUGAGAUAUCUGCAUCCUCGGCAGUCAAGACAAUGAAUCUGUUCUUUCCUUAAUCUGUGGCUAAAGUAGUAUGGAAAUGGGAACUAUUUCUGCAAAGUCCACUUAAAAGACUGGCUGUUGAAAUGUCAGUGGUGGAUUGUAAUGCUUCUUCAUUUAGCAAGUUAAAGAAAAAUGUAUGGGGGAGCCUUGAGAUACAAAUAUCAAGAGAAAGGAACCAGUAGAAGGAAAGAAGGAAAGAAAGGUCUGUCACCCUAUUGUGGGUGAAAAAAAAGGAAAUCUGGAGUAGAAUGAUAUGACUGGAAGUGUUUCUUAGAGAAAUAGUUUUCCUCACAUAGCCUCUUUAAUGUCAAAGUCAAUCUCGGCUUAUUAUUUUCUUGUUCAUAAUUAAAAAGCAGUAUAAUAUUGGACAGUCAGAAUUUGGAGGGUAUCUAGAUCAAGGAAAUAAAGAUUCCUAAUGGAACAAAAAACACAGUACCUAAUUAUAGUGCUCAAGAUCAUAGGAAUAAAUACUGACUAGGUUUUAGUUCUUUUUCUCCCUGUUUCUGAUAUCUAUCUACUGAAAUAUAUUUCCAAACAUUGAAGAAAUACUUGUCUUUCACUGUCUAUUUCUUUAAGUGAUGCAAGUGUUUGUGAAACAGGAGUUUAACAUUUUGCUGAUAAAUCAUCACUGUGGACAGUGAUUCCUCAAACUUUAUGAUAAAGCUUGCAAUUUAAGACCAUACUUAAAUCUUACAGAUAAGCAGGACUGCAUAAAGAUAACGUUAAAAUUUGUCUUGCCAAAUUUAAGAUUGGAAAAUCUCUACUUAUUCAUUCAUUCCAGUGCCAAUCUUGAGCUUACUCUGCAUUUUUUUGCCAGCUUUGGGUAAAUUUAGCUUAGCUGAUUUGAUGAGUUCUUCUAUAUUUCUACUCCAUGUUAUCAUACCUCAAAAAUAGCAACUCUGAGAUUGGAUGUCUCUUAGACUAAAUCACUCCUUCUGUACUAAGCAAUUUGCUUAGAACAAGAAGUGAGCAAAAAUACACAAGUCGUCCAAAUCAGAAGCUUUCUUAUGGCGAUUUGUAACUACUGAAGAAGCAAAAUAUUACAGUUUCUAAUAGCUGCUAUUGGCCAUUGAGAGCACUAACGUAGUUCCACUGAUGUUUAAUUUUCAGAAUUGGGAGUUAAUCUCUACAAAAAUAUUCCUAUAUGGUCGGUUAGGAUGAGCUUUACUUCUGUGCAAUGAAGCUUAGAGGCUGCUUCCC
Molecule: messenger RNA, 4457 nt
Organism: Nothoprocta perdicaria
Lineage: Eukaryota; Metazoa; Chordata; Aves; Tinamiformes; Tinamidae
Gene: PCSK1
Product: proprotein convertase subtilisin/kexin type 1
Exons: 14
Coding region: 326-2200 (624 amino acids)
Biological process (GO): protein processing
Cellular component (GO): Golgi membrane; trans-Golgi network
Molecular function (GO): serine-type endopeptidase activity
Source: RefSeq, a predicted model, not a curated record